Vanessa atalanta (red admiral) is the source of this 586-nucleotide messenger RNA. RefSeq lists its product as uncharacterized. The coding region runs from base 158 to 484 and encodes 108 amino acids. The transcript is spliced from 5 exons. The record is from RefSeq and is a predicted model, not a curated record. NCBI's taxonomy places the organism in Eukaryota, Metazoa, Arthropoda, Insecta, Lepidoptera, Nymphalidae.
CCCGACUCAAGCGCAAACAGCAAACACCCCGCCGCUAAGACAACCGGCGAUUUUCCAGCAGUUAGAGUCAGUCGGAACUCGGACGCAGCCGACUGUCAGUGCGCGUGCGUUGCCCCGCUCCAGUGAUUCUGUGACAGUGACAAGAAUAACCCCCAACAUGACUAAAUACGUCACAGUCGCGUUAAUUCUUUGUGCGUGCGCGUUACUCACAACGGCACAGUUCAACCACCUUGGUCUUGGUUUCUCAGACGGUUACCUCGCGACCAACUUUGGACCUCCGAGUUUAAAUGCUUUAUCAGCGGCAGCUGCUAGAGAUCCAAGGGCUAACACAGGCCCAGUAGUGUUCCCACCUUCGCCCCCCGGCGACCCCUCUCAGACCAGCGGAGUAGUCCCUGGUGCAUCGGGUUAUGGCUUCCAGCCCCCGAGCCCACAAGGCUCAGGUGUCCCAAGAUAUUUCUACCGAGGUUUCUACAGAAGAAGAUAAAUUAUAUAAAAUAUACAUAAAUGAUAUAAACAUAUUAAUUAAAUCCACAUGUACCUACUCUAUGUAUUAUAUUAGCUUUCAUGUUUGUACAGUUGCAUUCCG